AUGUCGACAGGGUUCGCAGGCAGUAUGCAGGCGAAGGCCCAGGAGGUUGCCAAGGAAGAUUAUGAGAAGGCUCGAGCCCUCGCCGCCGAUGCAGCACGAAGCGGUGCUUUCCUCUAUCCAUUCAAGGGUAUUUUUUACUUCCUGACCCAUCGAGCCUUAUGGAAGCCGCUUGCCUCCCGGCUCCUGCCCACACUGGGCCUCUCGGCUGCUGUGGUUGCCGGCAUGUUCUUCUUCACGUAUCUGCCGCAGCUGGCGAUUCUGGUCUUCGUCAAUGGACCUCUGGCUGUCUUCACCACAGUUUUGCUCAUUCUCAACGAGAGCUCGACCCUCAUCAACAUUGUGUCUCGCAACUUCCUACUUCAGGAUGCUUUGCUCGAUACCUUUGACGGAACUCUGGUCUCGCGCAACGCCACAGGGGUCGUCAGUGAAGGUCGGCAACUCAAGUCUGGCGGAGAUCCCAUUGAACGGCUUGGGAAGAUUCUCAAGAGUCCUUUUGAAAAAUAUAGCCCCAAAGCCUUGAUUCGAUACAUUAUGUACUUGCCGCUUAACUUCAUCCCAAUUGUUGGCACGGUUAUCUUUAUUUUCAUCCAAGGCCGAAGUCGAGGUCACUCCGUCCAUGGCCGGUACUUCCAACUGAAAGAAUGGUCAUCGUCCCGUAGGUCUGACUGGCUCGCGCGACACACCGGAGCGUACACCGCGUUCGGCACUGUUGCGACUGUCUUGGAGAUGAUUCCCUUUGCUGGAAUUUUCUUUGGAUUUACCAACGCAGUUGGGGCUGCUCUCUGGGCAGCGGACAUUGAAGAGAAGAACACUCAAAUGGAGCAGAGCACUGCCCCUGGACUCCGAGAAGCGGCAAAGAAAGCCGAGUAG
This is a messenger RNA of Neoarthrinium moseri, 870 nucleotides long. RefSeq lists its product as uncharacterized. The record is from RefSeq and is a predicted model, not a curated record. Gene Ontology annotation, cellular component: prospore membrane; lipid droplet; ascospore wall. The transcript has 8 exons. NCBI's taxonomy places the organism in Eukaryota, Fungi, Ascomycota, Sordariomycetes, Amphisphaeriales, Apiosporaceae. Bases 1 to 870 code for a protein of 289 amino acids.